Protopolystoma xenopodis is the source of this 162-nucleotide messenger RNA. NCBI's taxonomy places the organism in Eukaryota, Metazoa, Platyhelminthes, Monogenea, Polystomatidea, Polystomatidae. The record is from the annotation of a GenBank genome assembly.
AUGCCGGAGCCGCCCUCGUAUGUCGUAAAGCUGUUUCCAGAAAAGGAGGCCUACAGCGUGGAAGAUGUGAUUGAGUAUUGCUCCGUGUACCAACAAACAAAGGGACAAACUAGCAUCAAACUGUGGGAAGAGGCGAUUGAACUGAGAUUUCAGGUAGGCUAG